Messenger RNA from Amorphotheca resinae ATCC 22711, 2175 nucleotides. RefSeq lists its product as hypothetical. Gene Ontology annotation, cellular component: Golgi apparatus. Gene Ontology annotation, biological process: intra-Golgi vesicle-mediated transport; endoplasmic reticulum to Golgi vesicle-mediated transport; endocytosis. The record is from RefSeq and is a predicted model, not a curated record. Bases 117 to 1787 code for a protein of 556 amino acids. The transcript is spliced from 2 exons. Gene Ontology annotation, molecular function: metal ion binding; GTPase activator activity. Lineage: Eukaryota; Fungi; Ascomycota; Leotiomycetes; Helotiales; Amorphothecaceae.
AAAGCAUCCUCUCGACGGAAUUACAUCGCCACUGUCGACAGAAGCCAGAGUAGGGGUCUCAACAGCGUAUAAAUCCCUUAUUGCCGCCAUUCUGAAGACCUUCCACACAGCUGGUUAUGUCGCGCAGAGCCCCCAAUCCGGCCGCGGACCGCGCUGCGCAGAACGCCCAGACUAUCAAGAGUCUCCUGAAAUUAGAGGGGAACAAGACCUGCGCCGACUGCAAAAGAAACAAGCAUCCAAGAUGGGCAAGCUGGAAUUUGGGCAUAUUUAUUUGCAUUCGGUGCUCUGGAAUACAUCGGGGGAUGGGAACACAUAUUAGCAGAGUCAAAUCAGUGGACCUUGACUCCUGGACCGACGAACAGCUGCAGAGCGUCUUAAAAUGGGGGAAUGCAAGAGCAAACAAGUACUGGGAAGCGAAGCUGGCACCGGAACAUGUGCCCUCCGAGGCAAAGAUUGAGAACUUCAUCAGGACGAAGUACGAGUCGAAGAGAUGGGUGAUGGAUGGGCCAAUGCCGGAUCCUUCUACUCUUGAUGCUGAUGGCGAUGAUGAUGUUCCAUUGAGUCUGGUGAAGGAAAAGCACAAUAUCGAGCGAUCUACCUCCCAGCGGGCCGCACCAAACUCAGGCCCCUCGCAAGUAAGAAGGACUCCCCAGCCUGACUUGUUCGCAGACGACGUUUCCCCGCCUCCAAGGCCAAAGACUGAAGCCCCGGCACCAUCCAGACCUCCCCCAAAAGCCGAAUCAGCACCAGCAUCAGCACCUCAGAAGCAAACUAAACCAGCGGACUCUCUGCUUGGGUUGGACUUUUUUGGCGAUCCGGCACCACCCUCAAGUCGACCUGCUAGUGUUGCAACAACUCCGGGGGCUCAGUCACGGCCAGACUUGAAGCAGUCGAUUCUGUCUCUGUACGCAACUCGUCCGCAACUCCCACAACAACCAUCUCAUUCAUCUUCGGGAUCCUUUGGUGGUAUGCAAUCCCCACCUCCACAACAGCAACAGCCACAACAAUCUGCUUUCGGGGGGUUGAAUGAUGCAUUCAGUAACUUGAGCUUCUCUGCCUCACCUUCCCCGCCUUUAGCAGCCCAACCCAAAGCCAAUGCUUUCUCAGCCCUAGGCAACAUUUCAAGUCACAGAUCCACACCUUCCCAAGUCUCUUCCCCCCCUCCAAACCUAGGGGGAGGAAGUUUCUUUGACGUUAAGCCAGCUCAAGGAGCACCACAACCGUCCCGAGGAUCCAGCGGCUUCGGUGCUUUUAAUUCUGCACCCGCGACAGCACCAGCACCAGCAUCAAACACAAAUGCAGGUUCCAGUCUUGGUGAUCUCUUCGACUUCUCUACUCCAUCACCCCAACCUCCAGUACCCCCGAAACAGACGGUUGCAUCCCCACCUCCACAGCAAUCGGUCUUUAACCUCUCUCAACCCGCACCAGCGCCAGCACCCAAGGCCCAGCCUGCACCUCCUGCAAUUAGCGGUUGGAGUAACAAUGAUGCGUGGGGUUCAAACGACGCAUGGAGCACAACUGCGACAAGCCCGCCCCGAAACAAGGCCCCACCACCACAAGCUACUGGGGCUGAUUUUGGAUGGGGAUCGGGUGGUUCUUUGGCAAGCCAAAGUAUAGUACCAGGAAGUAGUGGUGGGUUCGCCACCGUAAACCACGACCCUCCAAAAGUGAGUGCGGAUGAGGACUUUGGGGGCUGGAGCUCUGCUGUACCAGCCAGCACAGGAUCAGUUAAGCCUGCAACUGGAUUUGCAGCAAGCGAGGAUCUCUUUUCGAACGUAUGGGAAUGAGAAGAUAAGGAUGACUAUAGAUUCCAAAGCUAGACUAUAAGAGGCCUGCGGUCAAAACCUGCUCGCUGAAAGAUGGACUGACUGACUUGUCAAAGUAUGCCAAUAGGAAAGAAAAAAAAGGUAAAAGACUCAGUCAAUCUUUCAAAUCAAUUUGCUCCCAACCGUGACGCCUUGCUAUGCCAUGGUAUAUCUUGCUGUACGAUAGAGUAUCCCUUUUCUUUUUUCCAGAAAUAUCAUGCCUCUUCCAGUAGUCUGCAUGUGUGGAUCGCCCAAAUUUGACUCCUCUCCCUCAGACGAAUAAUCCCCAUAUGAACCAUAGCAAUAACACAACGCCGACGAUCAUGCCCGAAAGCUUGAGAAUUGCGACUUUGUUUCCCGCCGCUGCCAU